Penicilliopsis zonata CBS 506.65 is the source of this 1950-nucleotide messenger RNA. RefSeq lists its product as hypothetical. Gene Ontology annotation, cellular component: membrane. Gene Ontology annotation, molecular function: carbohydrate:proton symporter activity. Lineage: Eukaryota; Fungi; Ascomycota; Eurotiomycetes; Eurotiales; Aspergillaceae. Gene Ontology annotation, biological process: transmembrane transport; carbohydrate transport. The transcript has a single exon. The record is from RefSeq and is a predicted model, not a curated record. Bases 293 to 1912 code for a protein of 539 amino acids.
GGCAGUGGCCUGCGAACUUCGGGGCAUCUUUACCCCGGAAUUGUCUCUCCGUUCCCAACGAGGCAGGCUGUUGCGGCCAUCUCUAUUCGACCCCGGGUGGAAGUCAAGUCUCCUUGUUUUCCCCACGUUCUCCGCAGCGGCAGGAGCCUGAGGCGCUGUAUCCACCUCCACAUCUUCCCCCGCGUUUUGGAGGGUCUGCCCAUAUGGAGAGAAUAUAAAUUGCUCAACCAAGGCCUGUGAACGACCCGGACAACAACAAGAAUAAAAGCGACGACGACGACGACACUGAAGUAUGGCUGAACACCAAGAAGAUUUGGCCGACCCUCGGUCCACCACGGUGAUCCAAGAGAAAGAUGAGGAGCGAUACAUUACGCCAGAAGAGAUCCUCAAGGGUGCUCAGAAGGCAACGGAUGAUGAACAUGGAAUGGGAUUGCGGGAAGGGAUCCGCAAGUACCCCAUGGCGGUGUUCUGGUCGAUCUGGUUCUCGUCCUCGCUUAUCAUGGAAGGGUUCGACCAUUCCUUUGUCACCGGCUUCAUCGCCUUCCCAGCCUUUCAGCGACGAUACGGCGUGCUCCAGAGCACGGGCGAGUACCAGAUCCCCGCCGAGCUGCAGUCGGCCAUUGGCAAUGGCGUCAAUGCGGGCGAGAUUGUCGGCUUAUUCCUCAACGGCCUCUUUGCCGACUGGUUCGGCUACCGCUGGGUGAUGAUGACCUGUCUCUUCCUGAUGAUGUGCUUCAUCUUCCUGCAAUUCUUCGCGACGAGCAUUUACAUGUACCUCGGGGCGGAGAUCCUCCUGGGGAUUCCCUGGGGCAUCUUCCAGACGCUGACCACCACCUACGCGGCCGAGGUGUGCCCCAACGUCUUGCGACCCUACCUCACGAUGCUGGUCUCGCUCUGCUGGAGUAUCGGCUAUCUUCUCGGCACCAGCGUGCUGCGCGGCUUCCUCUCCAUGUCGAGCGAGUGGGCGUACCGGAUUCCCUUUGCGCUGCAGUGGGUGCUUCCGAUCCCACUCAUGAUCGGCAUCUACCUGGCGCCCGAGUCGCCCUGGUGGCUGGUCCGCAAGGGCCGCGCCGAGGAGGCGGGCGAGACGCUGCGGCGGCUGCGGCGCAAGGACACGCCGGAGGAGGAGAUCGCCGACACGGUGGCGAUGAUGAUGUACACGGUCAAGUUGGAGAACGACAUGCAGUCGUCCAGCUCGUAUCUGGACCUGUUCAAGGGAUAUGACCUGCGGCGCACGGAGAUCACGGUGCUGACGUACCUGAUCCAGGAGCUCUGUGCGCCGCUGGUGGCGUACAUUGUGUACUUUUUGGAGCAGGCGGGCCUGCCCUCGACCUCGUCGUUUGAUUUUGGGAUGGGCGAGUAUGCCCUGGCGAUUGUCGGGGUCUUCAUUGCGUGGUACCUGGUGCCGAAGGUCGGGCGGCGCACACUGCUGCUGUCCGGCACGCUGUUCAUGACGGCGACGACCUUCCUGAUUGGCUUCCUGGGCAUCCCGGACACGACGACGCACGCGGGGAUUGCGUAUGCGAUCGGCAGCAUCCUACUGAUCGAGUACUUUGUCUUCUUCAUCACAAUCGGCCCCAUCAUCUACACGAUCGUGACGGAGAUCCCGUCGAAUUUCCUGCGGACCAAGAGCGUCGUGCUGGCCCGGGCAACGUACAACGUCGCGGUGCUGAUCUUUGGGCAGCUGGUGCCGCACAUGGUGCAGACGACGGCGUGGAACUGGGGGGCCAAGGCGGGCUUCUUCUACGGCGGGCUGAUGGGCCUCGGUCUCAUCUGGGCGUAUUUCCGCGUACCAGAGACGAAGAACCGCACGUUUGCCGAGAUGGACAUCCUGUUCAAGAACCGCGUUGCAGCCCGGGAUUUCAGCACGACCAAGGUUGAUCUCGCGACGGAGUCGGUGGUGGAUCAUUAGUUGUUGUAUUUAUCGGUAAUCACCAUAUUUCUUCCCAU